Molecule: messenger RNA, 69 nt
Organism: Caenorhabditis briggsae
Lineage: Eukaryota; Metazoa; Nematoda; Chromadorea; Rhabditida; Rhabditidae
Exons: 1
Coding region: 1-69 (22 amino acids)
Source: RefSeq, a predicted model, not a curated record
AUGGAACGGGUUUUCAGAGGCUAUCAGAGGUUUUUAGAGGCUAUCAGAACCAAAAAUGACGAAUUCUGA